Messenger RNA from Arthroderma uncinatum, 816 nucleotides. Its product is annotated as phosphatidylcholine-hydrolyzing phospholipase C. The transcript is spliced from 3 exons. The coding region runs from base 1 to 816 and encodes 271 amino acids. The record is from RefSeq and is a predicted model, not a curated record. Lineage: Eukaryota; Fungi; Ascomycota; Eurotiomycetes; Onygenales; Arthrodermataceae.
AUGCAUAUAGAAUUUGUCUUUGUGGAACAUUGCUUGCAGGGCAACGCCGUCUCCCUAAAGGUCGGGGUUGACACUGAGGUUCCUGCCAAAAGCCUUCCGCUAAAACUCCCCAACGGCCUAGCUUUGACCUAUGGAGAGAUUCUUGGGUUAGCCGGCGAUCUUUAUGGAACAGAUGAACCCAUUAGUGACGGUGUCACGGAAAACGAGCGACAACAUCGCUUUCUCAAGGCAUUCGACACGUUGGCAAACGACACAAAGUACGCCCCAGAAGAGGCUACCAAACUCCUUGAAAUUCUUCAUGAUGAAAUCAAUGAAGUCAAUAAGGCUAUACAGGAAGGCAGACAGCCUUCAGAAGUCCACAAUCGACUCAAAGUUUCGAUCGGCCAAAGCCUUGGGAUGGCAACCUUAUUCCGACCAAGUGGGAUACCAUCCUUCCUAGGCCUUGCUCUGAUUAACUUCGAUCACUUUGGUAGAGAUGCUGAGAUAGCGUAUAAUGCUGGUCAUAGUGCUGCUAUCAAGUAUGCAUUGCGUGCGGAUAGUGAUUUGGCAUUGGCGUAUGCUAUGAAUGCGUUUGCAGAUCACUUUUUGCAUGACCACUUUUCUGCUGGCCACCUUCGUGUUCCGCGUCGCAUGCUUCAUGGCGGUAGCUUGAAUUCUGCAGAUGCCUGCUCCAAGUUGAUGCAUGACGAAGACGGUUCCAUUGGACUGAGAGUCAAGAACUUAAAUGGCGACUCUUGGGUUGCCUACGGUGACUCGCUUUUAUUUGAUGACCUCCUCUGUUCGUUCUUUCUUCUGGAGAAGACGGGAAACCGAUAG